Messenger RNA from Lasiodiplodia theobromae, 816 nucleotides. Its product is annotated as Replication regulator protein. NCBI's taxonomy places the organism in Eukaryota, Fungi, Ascomycota, Dothideomycetes, Botryosphaeriales, Botryosphaeriaceae. The record is from RefSeq and is a predicted model, not a curated record. The transcript has 4 exons. Gene Ontology annotation, cellular component: nucleus; 90S preribosome. The coding region runs from base 1 to 816 and encodes 271 amino acids.
AUGUCGGACUCAGAGGAUGGAGCUGGUGUGCCGCUCAUCGAACCUGGAUUCUUGCGGUCACCGUCACCUGCGAAGGGUGGAAAAAGGAAGAGGGAAGAUGACGUCGAACCGAAGCAGAGCAAGCGGGCAGAGAAGAGAAAGAAUAAAAAGCCGAAGAACGCCGACAAUGAGGACUUGAACGAAGAGCUUGGUUUGAAUUUGGCCAUCGGACGUAUGGACAGCCAGUUGCUGGCUGAUUACAUGGCGCAAAGGACCAAGCGGUUUGAGCCUGACCUCAGCAUGGUGGAGUUGGAGGACCGCUACGUUCCAGAGAAGGCGAUUCUCGACACUAGCAACUGGGAGCAGCAGAGAGAUCUAGAACAUCUUCCUGCCUUCCUGGAAAAUUACGCUAAGCGCAACCUGAAGAAAACUUCAAAAGAGAAGGGCAGGCCGCAUACGCUUGUUGUUGCCAUGGCCGGUUUGAGAGCGGCAGAUAUGGUCAGGGCUCUGAGGAAGUUCGAAGACAAGGGUGUCAAAGUCACAAAGCUCUUCGCCAAGCACAUCAAGCUGCAAGAGGCGAUUGAGAACUGCAAGAAAUUCAAGAUGAACAUAGGCGUAGGCACCCCGAAGAGAAUCAUUGACCUGCUUGACAACGGUGCGUUAUCGUGCGAGAGUCUCGAGAGAAUUGUCGUGGAUGCGUCGCACAUCGACGUGAAAAAACGCGGAAUUAUGGAAAAUCAAGAAGUCCAGAAAGAACUCGCCCAACUUCUGGCUCGCUCAGAAUUCAAGAGUCGGUAUGGUCAGCCGGAGAAGAAAAUUGAGGUGAUCUUCUAUUGA